Molecule: messenger RNA, 988 nt
Organism: Ochlerotatus camptorhynchus
Lineage: Eukaryota; Metazoa; Arthropoda; Insecta; Diptera; Culicidae
Gene: TfIIFbeta
Product: transcription factor TFIIFbeta
Exons: 1
Coding region: 38-850 (270 amino acids)
Biological process (GO): transcription initiation at RNA polymerase II promoter; transcription by RNA polymerase II
Cellular component (GO): transcription factor TFIIF complex
Source: RefSeq, a predicted model, not a curated record
CUCUGAACACUAAAUAUAUUAAUAAACUAGCUUCACAAUGUCCAAGGAAACCGAAGCUCCACGGGCGGACAAAGAGUUGGACCUCUCAAAUGCCGGACGUGGAGUUUGGUUGGUCAAAGUUCCCAAAUACAUUGCCAACAAGUGGGAGAAAGCUCCCAGCAACAUCGAGGUCGGUAAGCUGAAGAUAUCCAAACAGGUCGGUCAGAAGGCACAAGUGUCGCUGACCCUGUCGGAUGCCGUGAUCAGCAUCGAUACGGGCGAGGACAUUCCUCGGGAACACAAACUGGACGUUUCGGUGGUGACGAAGCAAACGUUGGGAGUGUUUUCGCACAGCGUUCCAACGACGAGUCGGGAGGAUGCGGCACCGGAAGGCGAAAAGCUAUUCAUGGAGGGACGCAUCGUCCAGCGGCUAGAGUGCCGCCCACUGGGGGACAAUGCCUACAUGAAGAUGAAGCUGGAAUCGAUCCGAAAGGCUUCGCAACCGACCCGGCAGGUGAAAUCGUUGGAGAAGAUUGUUCACAACUUCAAACCCGUCUCGGACCACAAGCACAACAUCGAGGACAAGGAACGGAAGAAAGCCGAAGGCAAGAAGUCUCGCGACGACAAGAAUGCCGUGCUGGAUAUGCUGUUCAAUGCGUUCGAAAAGCACCAGUACUACAACAUUAAGGAUCUGGUUAAGAUAACCCGGCAACCGAUUAGCUAUCUGAAGGAGAUUCUGAAGGAAGUUUGCGAUUACAAUAUGAAAAACCCGCACAAGAACAUGUGGGAACUGAAGAAGGAGUACCGCCACUACAAAGACGACGAAAAGAAGGAGGAAAACAAGGGUAUGUCCGAUAGUGACAGCGACUGACAGUAGUAAGGACGCUGGAGGGUGAGCUGUUUCUUUUUUAUUAUUAUUAUAGCAGGGUAAUCUUAAUGUAAUAUGUAAAAAUGUCAAUGUUACGGCUAGCAUCGAAAGGAAAUACAUUUAAUUUUGACAAUUUGAAAA